AUGUUCGCCUUCUACACGGGGACGGAGAAGGGCGUCCAGAUCGGCAUGCAGGACCCCGACACGGGCGACAUCUGGGUCAACAACUGCAACUCCAACAUCAACGGCGCGCCGCUGUUCCCAACGUCGCCUCACAUUGUGCUGCCGACGAAGGAGAAGCCCAAGAAGGGGGGCAGCAUUGCGGCCACGGGCUGGUGGGAUUCACAGCAUGUGAUUGCCUCUGUCUUCUGGCACUCGGAAAAGGGCGACAUCGUCAACGGCUACUACCAGUGCGAUGGCGAGUCUGGCACUUUUGUCGAGCAGGGCGAGUACAUCAUCUCGCAGACGGCCAACAUCCCGUCCUCGGACAUCCACCCCAACACGGGACUGGCCGUCGAGCUGCUGGGAAGCACUGAGGGCUAUCGCGUGUUUUACCACGACAAGGAGAGCCAGGUCCACUCCCUCUCUUACACCAACAAGAUCAACUGGAACUACUACGGCACCGUGUCCCAGGAUCCCACAUUCGGCAUGGCCUUGGCAUCUGCCCAUUCGUCUGACAACAACAUCACUGUCGUCUUUCCCAAGAGCACCAAAGACAUUGAGGUGUCUCGCCUGAACAAGGACGGCACCUACCAUAUCUCCACGUUUCCCGAGACAAUCGAGAACAUUCCCACAAACAACACGGCGCCCUCCAAGAUCGACAUCAACCCCAAGGUGCCCGUCAACUUCACCCUCCCCGCCUGGAACGGCAAGCCCGGCGGCAUGGGCGUCGCUAUCGACAAUUCCUACACUCGCACCGUCUUCUACAUCGGCACCGACAAGAAGGUUCACGAAGUCGCCAACAUCAACUUCCAGUGGCAGCUGAUGCCGAACCAGUCCACGCACGCCUGGCCUCUCGCCGACGACGCAAACGCCGAUCUGGCCGUCACCUACAAUUUUGACUCGAGCGAGGCGUGGGUGUACUACGUGUCCAACAACACCCUCAUCCAGGCGUACCGCGGCUCCGACGGCACCUGGAGCAACUCCUCCGUGGUGCCAACCUCGACCAGCGUCCCCGGUAGCGGCGACAGCGGUUCUGACUCCGGCUCCGACGACUCGGGCGACGACAGCGACAGCAACCCCAGCACCGGCCUCUCCACGGGAGCCAAGGCGGGCAUCGGCAUCGGCGUCAGCGUGGGAGCGAUCGGUGUUGGACUGCUUGGCCUCCUCUUCUUCCUCCGCCGACGCCGGCAACGUGCCGCUGCCGCCGCCGCCGAUGCUGACAAGGAGCAGCCCACCACCAACCUGGGUCAAAGUCAAUACCACGCGCCCAGCGAGCAGGCUUUGUACAUGGCUGACGGGUCGUUAGCACCGGCAUACACGCCGCAAACGCCAUACGACGCCCACGAUGCUUCUAAGAAGGGCACGCCCGACAUGACCAUGAGCAGCAUGCACAGCUCCGGCAUGGCGUCGCCGCCGCCGCUCGUCGAGAUGGAGCAGCCGCCCACGAUUCACGAGCUGCCACCUACGAACUAUACCUAUGAGCUUCCUGCUGAUAACGUGGAGCGCAGGUGA
This is a messenger RNA of Trichoderma citrinoviride, 1530 nucleotides long. RefSeq lists its product as hypothetical. Lineage: Eukaryota; Fungi; Ascomycota; Sordariomycetes; Hypocreales; Hypocreaceae. The record is from RefSeq and is a predicted model, not a curated record. The transcript is spliced from 3 exons. Bases 1 to 1530 code for a protein of 509 amino acids.